Molecule: messenger RNA, 1749 nt
Organism: Histoplasma capsulatum G186AR
Lineage: Eukaryota; Fungi; Ascomycota; Eurotiomycetes; Onygenales; Ajellomycetaceae
Exons: 4
Coding region: 1-1749 (582 amino acids)
Biological process (GO): transmembrane transport
Cellular component (GO): membrane
Molecular function (GO): transmembrane transporter activity
Source: RefSeq, a predicted model, not a curated record
AUGCUGAACAUUGAAAACCGCUCCUCUAUUCCUUCCGGUUUCAUAAAUACAGUCUCCUCUUCGAUUGUUGGGGAUACUUCGUCCACAAACUCCUCGAGUCAUUCGAACUUCCUGUUGACUCCAGAAGAUGGAAGUUCAGGGUCGAGAGAAGGGAAUGCGCAGUCCUCUCACCGGGAACAGCAUCUUUCCGAACUAGGGAGACUUCAAACCAAUUUCCAUAGCGACCAACAUAAUGAAAGCUUCGCAGAGUCUCGAAAAUUGGAGCAUCGUGCCUACGGGAGUGACAUGAGUGAUAAUAGCGAAGACUGCACACCGAAAGAAGCGGAAGCAUAUAGCUAUACAGAUGAACCUACCUUAAAGAGUUAUACUCUUGAAGAAGAAAGGCGUGUGGUCAAGAAGUUCGAUCUGCGGUUGACCAUGUUUAUGGCACUAUUGUAUAUGCUGUCCUUUGUUGAUCGAUCCAUCGUCCCUGCACAUGUCUAUAUCUCCAUUUGCUGCUUCUCCUGGGGUCUUAUUGCCGCAUGUCAAUCUCUCGUCUCCUCAUUCUGGGCCCUUGUGCUUCUAAGGGCGCUCCUUGGUAUUGCUGAAGCUGCCUUUGGCCCAGGCCUUCCGUUCUUCCUGUCAUUUUUCUACAAACGCGAGGAACUGGCUUAUCGCACUGGGAUGUUUAUAUCCGCAGCGCCGCUUGCAACUUCCUUCGCCAGCACCCUAGCAUGGGCUAUUGUGAAGCUAAGCGAACAUGGGCCCGUCGCUCCAUGGCGCGCAUUGUUGCUCUUCGAGGGAUUUCCAAGUGUAAUUGUUGCUGUAUUUGCGUGGAUUUAUGUCCCCGAUAGCCCUAGUAAAGCUCGGUAUCUCACGCCUCGAGAGAGGAAAGUUGCAAAGAUGCGCUUGAAAAUGAGCGAUAGAGAAAAUAUCCGUAAACGUCGGUUUAAGUGGAGUGAUAUCGGCCGGACACUGCGCGAUCCCAAGUCGUAUCUCACUGCGUUUAUGUUCUUCAGCUGCAAUGUCGCAUUCAGUUCAAUGCCAGUCUUCCUCCCCACAAUUAUGAAAGACAUGGGCUACUCCGCCCUAACUUCCCAAGCCCUGUCCGCCCCGCCAUACAUACUUUCAUUUCUAGUCGUCCUCCUCACCGGCUCUCUUUCUGACCGACACCGUUCCCGCAGUCCCUAUUUAAUAACACACGCUCUCAUCAGCGCCACCGCUUACCUAACAAUCGCGCUAGCAGGCCAUUUCCACUCCCAUCUUUCCUCCACCCUCCAAAUCCUCAUUCGAUACAUAGCCAUUUAUCCUGCUACGGCGGGAUUCUUCUCUUCCAUCACCAUAAUCGUCACGUGGACAAUGGACAACCAACCCGCGAAAGAAGCCAAGGGAACCGGCAUGGCAAUCCUGAAUAUCAUUGGUCAGUGCGGGCCGCUUGUUGGCACGAGGCUGUAUCCGCGCGCAGACGGGCCGUGGUAUGUACGGGGCAUGGCCGUCUGUGCAUUGUUCAUGCUGUUGGUGGCGGCGUUGGCGCUGGUGCUGAGAGUGCUGUUGCAGAGGGAGAAUGAGAGAGCGCGAGCGGGUGCAGGCGCGGUGGAUGCACAUGUGCAUGUUGAUGAGAUUGAAAUGGUUGAAGGGGAGGCUGCAGGGUUGAUGGGACGUGGCUCUGGCUUUAACUCUGCCUCUGGCUCAGGUUCAGGUUCAGCUGGCUUGUCGAGGGCUGUAAGGGAGAAAAACACCAAUGACGGCCAAUUCGUGUAUAUCGUGUGA